This is a messenger RNA of Sphaeramia orbicularis (orbiculate cardinalfish), 1505 nucleotides long. It is a transcript of the gene mos, whose product is annotated as v-mos Moloney murine sarcoma viral oncogene homolog. Gene Ontology annotation, molecular function: protein serine/threonine kinase activity; ATP binding. The transcript has a single exon. Bases 73 to 1149 code for a protein of 358 amino acids. NCBI's taxonomy places the organism in Eukaryota, Metazoa, Chordata, Actinopteri, Kurtiformes, Apogonidae. The record is from RefSeq and is a predicted model, not a curated record. Gene Ontology annotation, biological process: protein phosphorylation.
AAGUCGUGUGCGCGCGCAGCCGUGGCUCACUCCGGUGUUCGGUCCUCAGUGGGACACACGCGCACCGGGGCCAUGCCGUCCCCCAUCCCCCUGACCCGCCUGCUCCCCAAAGACCUCUACCCCUCCCUGGACGUCGGCACGUGCAGCAGCCCGCUGACGUCACAGCCUCCGCACCACGGCUCCACUCUCCAGGUGCCCCCCCCUCCCUUUGCCCAGCGGCUCCACGGCAGGGGGUCGGUCCGCCCCUGGUCCUCGGUCAUCCACUGGAAGGCCCUGUCCGCCGCCGUGCCCGUGGGCUCGGGGGGGUUCGGCUCCGUGUUCCGGGCCCAGUACCUGGGGGACACGGUGGCCCUGAAGAAGGUCCAGCAGAGCCGGAAGAACCCGCUGGCGUCACGGCAGAGCUUCUGGGCGGAGCUUAACGCCGCGCACCUGAGACACAGGAACAUCGUGCGCGUCCUCGCGGCCACCGCCUGCGUGCCCGCGGACCUGUUUGAGGACGGCUGCAUCGGGACCAUCCUCAUGGAGUUCGUGGGAGGGGCGAACCUGCAGCAGGUCAUCUACGCGUGCGCGGACCCGCUGGGGCCCGACAGGUGGCUCCGGUACGCCGCGGACGUCGCGCGCGGCCUGCGCUUCCUCCACUCUCACGGGGUCGCGCAUCUGGACAUCAAGCCGGCCAACGUGCUCGUGUCCGCGCAGGACGUGUGUAAGAUCGCGGACUUCGGCUGUUCUCUGAAACUGGAGCGCGGAUGCGAGGUGACGGCCACGAGCCCGCACCUGAGCCACGUGGGCGGCACGUACACGCACCGGGCACCGGAGCUGCUGCGGGGGGAGCCGGUGUCCGCGCGGGCAGACGUCUACUCGUUCGGGAUCACCCUGUGGCAGCUGAUGACCAGAGAGCCGCCGUUCACCGGAGACCGCCAGUGCGUCAUCUACGCGGUGGUGGCGCGCGACCUACGACCGCCGGUGCACGAGCGGCCGGUGUUCCGGUCCGAGCCGGGCCGGUCCUGCGGGACUCUGCUGGGCCGGUGCUGGAGCGGACGGGCCCGGGACAGACCGAGCACCGACGAGCUGGUACCGGAGCUGGAGCAGCUGCGCGCGCACCUGCCCUCCGGUGUGGGCGGGAGCGCGGACCAGGACACCGGACCCUGAACGCAUCAGUGCAGUUUGUGUGCCUGCAGACAGUCGGCCAUCCCAGUGCCUGUGGAACAUGGACGCCCUCUGGUGUGUGGAAGUGGAAGAACAGGUCUGGUUCCAUCAGAACAGUUUCAGACUGGUUUUAGUUCAGUGUUUGUGUUUUAUUAGUUUUUCAUCGUCGUUGCUUCAUUAGAAUCAGUCCGGUUAGCGACAGGGUCAUGUGACUGCUACUUCCGGUGUGAGUUUAGUUUUUAUUUUCCAUGUUUUGGUUUGUUUUCUCAGGCUGUCAAUUGAAACUGUGAGUUUUAUUUGUAAUUGGAGCUGUGACGUGUACAGGUGAUGGUUUUUCAUUAAACUUAUUUUUCUACUUC